Messenger RNA from Gossypium raimondii (Peruvian cotton), 826 nucleotides. Its product is annotated as DNA-directed RNA polymerase subunit beta''-like. The record is from RefSeq and is a predicted model, not a curated record. Bases 124 to 744 code for a protein of 206 amino acids. Gene Ontology annotation, biological process: DNA-templated transcription. NCBI's taxonomy places the organism in Eukaryota, Viridiplantae, Streptophyta, Magnoliopsida, Malvales, Malvaceae. Gene Ontology annotation, molecular function: DNA-directed RNA polymerase activity; DNA binding. The transcript has a single exon.
UUCAACUAGGACCCCAGUUCCUGACCCGACUUUCUACCACAAUCAAGAUCGAGAAAAGGAAGUUUUCCAAUCAUUGACUCAAACCCAUUGGCGAAGUCCACUCAGCGGAAUAAGGGGGUAUUUAUGGCAGAACGGGCCAAUCUGGUAUUUCACAAUAAAGUGAUAGAUGGAACUGCCAUUAAACGGCUUAUUAGCAGAUUAAUAGAUCACUUCGGAAUGGCAUAUACAUCACACAUCCUGGAUCAAGUAAAAGCUCUGGGUUUCCAGCAAGCCACUGCUACAUCCAUUUCAUUAGGAAUUGAUGAUCUUUUAACGAUACCUUCUAAGGGAUGGCUAGUCCAAGAUGCUGAACAACAAAGUUUGAUUUUGGAAAAACACCAUCAUUUUGGGAAUGUACACGCGGUAGAAAAAUUACGCCAAUCAAUUGAGAUAUGGUAUGCUACAAGUGAAUAUUUGCGACAAGAAAUGAAUCCUAAUUUUAGGAUGACUGACCCGUUUAACCCAGUCCAUAUAAUGUCUUUUUCAGGAGCUAGAGGAAAUGCAUCUCAAGUGCACCAAUUAGUAGGUAUGAGAGGAUUAAUGUCGGAUCCCCAAGGACAAAUGAUCGAUUUACCCAUUCAAAGCAAUUUACGCGAAGGACUGUCUUUAACAGAAUAUAUCAUUUCUUGCUACGGAGCCGAAAGGGGUUGUGGAUACCGCCGUACGAACAUCAGAUGCUGGAUAUCUUACGCGCAGACUUGUUGAAGUAGUUCAACACAUUGUUGUACGUAGAACAGAUUGUGGCACCACCCGAGGGAUUUCUGUGAGUCCUCAAAAGAGGACGCUU